This is a messenger RNA of Protopterus annectens (West African lungfish), 3842 nucleotides long. Its product is annotated as nuclear factor 7, brain-like. The record is from RefSeq and is a predicted model, not a curated record. Gene Ontology annotation, molecular function: zinc ion binding; protein binding. NCBI's taxonomy places the organism in Eukaryota, Metazoa, Chordata, Ceratodontiformes, Protopteridae. The transcript has 6 exons. The coding region runs from base 131 to 1585 and encodes 484 amino acids.
CACGUGAUAACGAGGGGGCGGGUAUAAGACAGUAUUUGAAAACACAAACAGUUGUGCGUAUUUGUUUCUGCGUACUGUCUUAUAUUACUUUAUAGUGGAAGACCAGUCGUUGAAUUUGGAAUUAUAAGUUAUGGCAACAGCAACGUCUCUUAUGGAAGAACUCGUUUGUUCUAUCUGUUUAGACACAUUUGAUGAUCCCGUAAUGUUGGACUGUAGCCACAACUUUUGCAGGGCCUGCAUAUCUCACUUUUGGCAGGAUUCGGCUGAGAGUUUAUCUUGCCCACAGUGCCGGAGAAUCUUCCCCCACAUUAGUUUUAAAGAUAAUCGGAUACUUUCUAAUAUGGCAGAGAAGAUACGAGACCUAAGUGUAGCACGGGAACUGGUUCCAAAAUCCAUGCAAAGUCGGGACUGCCUGAGACAUCAGAAGCAACCCUUGGCAGUAUUUUGUGAAUCUGACAAGCAGUUACUGUGCUGGUCCUGCUCACAGGAGUGGGAGCACACAGAUCAUAGCCUGUUACCCAUUCCUGUCGCUGUGCAGACGUAUAAGGAUAAGAUGACAGGCUUGCUAUUUCUUCUCAAGGAGAAGAGUGACUUGCUCCAUCAAUCCAGUUUCAUGCAGGGAGAGGCCAUUGAACAGAUUAAGAACAGCUCAGAUAAUUUGGUUCAGCAUGUGAGGUCCCAGUUCACAAAGUUGCACCAGUUCCUGACCAGGAAGGAACAACAACUAAUUCAGGAAGUGAAGGAGCAGGAAGAGUAUAUACUGUUUCCAAUGAGAGAAGCAGUCCUGAAGUAUGAGAGAGAGAUCUGCUUAUUGCAGCAGGAGAUGGAGAAGCUGCAGGCCUUGAUCAAGGAGCAGGAUGAUAUAGCCUUUCUAAAGGACCUGCAAACAGUGUCUGACAGUAGUGUUCUGGAGCUUGAAUCCCCUGAUGUUUUAACUGGAUCUGUUUCUCUGGGUGUUUAUGAUGAUUUUCUGCACUUUGCUGUGUGGCGGGAGAUGCUGGUAGCGUUUGAUAAAGUUCCAGAGCACUUAACUCUGCUUACUACACCAGCUCAUUCAGACCUUGUCGUAUCUAUCGAUAAAACCAGCGUAAGACAUGCUGGACCGCAGAAACAAGUCCUCUCAGGGGCCCCUGAGGCUCUGUGGCCUUCGUUGUACAUCAGAAGUACUGAAAGAUUCCAGUCGGGAAGACAUUUCUGGGAAGUGGAUGUGGGACAGAAAACGGAAUGGGCAGUGGGUGUCAGCAUUUACAGUGGUGAACGGAUCACCUCUGAAAAGUCACUUUGGAAGAACCUUUUAACUGAAGACAAACAUGUUCUUAUGCUAAAAAAUAAAAAGUACCACAUAGAAAGUUAUACUUCUACUAUUCCAGUAUCUCUUAGUACAAGUCCAACUCGGAUUGGAGUGUUCUUGGAUUAUGAAAGAGGAAAAGUGACAUUUUAUAACACUGAUGACAUGUCAGUUAUUCAUGUAGCACUGAGUAGCUUCAGUGGUGAUAUUUAUGCAUCCUUUAAUCCUGGUGUGAACUCCGUUCAGAAUGCUGCACCUUUACAUAUCUGUUGCUACCAACACCCGAGUGCUUCUUGAAUGCUCAUGGUUGUGAAUAAUUGCACUAGACUGAGUACUAACUGGUAAUCCUUAGAGAUUUGCAGAACUUAAAAUGUCACCAUCAGUAACCACUGUCCCUCACUCUUCAGUUGAACUUUCAAAAAUUCCAAAGUAUCUCUCCCUUUCUUAAAUUGCACGCAGAGUACCUCAUUUAAAAGACCAAUAUAUUAUUUUUCACAUCCCUUCUAAUACUUAGAAGUUUACAGGUCCAACACAGUAAAGCUACCCAACAGGUUGUCAGAUAGAAAGGCCAGGACAGGUCAUUUCCCUUCAUACGUCUGAAGGUUGUGCAGUCUCAUAAAAAAUUGUACUUGCCCUUGGCUAUGGUUAUUAUUUCUAAUAAUUCAUAUUCAUUUCCAGUCGCUAAGGUUAGUCUUUAGUCUUUUCUUCCAGCACAAAGCAGAAUUUUGGGAACAGGCACUUGUUUGCUCGAAAGUGUGAAAUAAUGCAUGUGAAUAGCAUGAGCUCAGGUUUGCCUUGCAUUUGGACAGUUACUUCUCUAAGUCAUACAAAUAGGGAUGUAAUACAUCGUAAUGAAAUAAUUUGUAUUGGUGCAGAUUGAUCCCUGAUAGUGUGUCAUUGCCUCCUAAUAUAGCAAUUACAUUUCUGUGAACAUCAAAGCAUGUGACUGAUCUAAAACACUUUCUUAAUAGAAUAUCCUGUAUGGUCAGAUUCCAGAAUGUCAUUUAUUAGCUUUGCCAUUUACAGCAUAUUCAUAACUUCAGACUAAGUACUAUUAUCAAUUACUUAUGUAUGUAUGUAUUUAUAACCUUAGCCCUGAUCUAACGAGCUGUACUGGACUCAUUGCAGAGGACCUCCUCUAACCACAAGACUACAGAAUCUGCUAUAUCAAAAUGUUUGUAUCAUUUCAAGCUAGUUGUCCAGCAUGCAGUUAGCAUUUAAUUCCACAAGGACAAAAAAAAAAAAAAAAAAAAAAUUGGAACACUAUGGAGGCUUAAAAAAAUUCACUCUGUGAUACUUGUAUUUAUCUGGUUCCUAGUUUCAUGGGGUGCCAGAGUUAACCCAACACUCUGUGGCACAAGCCAGACAGACUAAUUCCGAAUAGGAUGUCAGCCUUUUGUAGAACACUUAACUCAUUAGUGACUCUAAGCUGAAGAAUGUUGCACCUCAAGCAGCGUAUUUUCUGAACAAAAUCUAGUUAAAAAAGUAUGCAACAGACAAAUGUAAUUAUUUUAUAAAUAGAAAAUGCUGUUAAAAAUGUAUAAACUAAUCUACAAGUAAACAUCUUUAAAAUGUUACUAGUCAGUGCAUUCAGUCUUUACAGUGGUACUACACAAACAUUGAACUGUAUUUUUCAGAACUUUUCAUAUAUGUUAAAAUGCAGAUCCUGGAUGUACAUAUAAUGUUGGAACAUUUUUCUUCUGCUAGAUUUGAGCUUUGACAGCUUUUCAUGCGUUUGGAACUGUAUACCCUAAGCAUAUAGUUUUGGGACAUUUUUCUUCUGCCAGAUUUGAGCUUUCACAUGAUAGCAGGAAAUUCCUUUCUGACUCCUUGGUUAAAGAUAUUUAUAGAAAGAUUAAGAAUUAAUUGUUUAACAAAACAAGGACCACAGAAUAACUCUCUAGAUGUACAAUUCACAGUGCUAAAGUCAGCGACAGGUUUUAUUCAGGAACAUACAAUGUUUCACCUGAUGUUAUCCAAUAAUUUGUAAGUCAUUUGGUUGUGAAAAUAUUAAUGUAUGCAUGAAAGUAUUGCGUAUCUUCAUAAUUACUUGCAGACCACUAGCAAUAUCUCAUUUUGAUUUCUCCAAGUCUUUUGGGUUUCUAAUACCAUGAAGGGAAUGAAUCCCAUUCCUAAGUCAGGGUAUGAUUUAAAGUUCAUGAAAUCAGUAGUGUUUCAUUGUCAUCAGCCAAAAGUGCUCUUCUCAGCACUGACAAGGUGCCCAGAAUUUGCUCCUGCAAUGCAUACGGAGUUACAUGUAUCAGUAGCACGUUUAAAUACAACUGUAAAUUCUUUUUUUAUGAGACUCAUUGCUCCUCGUACUAUUGGAACUGUCUGUGUAUCCUUCCACAUUGUUGCCAUUUAUGCAAGCAAAUGCUGGUAUUUUAUGACUUUGUGUUUCUCUGUACAUAAGGCACUGUAAUCACUUUGUGUAGCAAUUUCAGUGAUCUACACUCCUUUUGUCUUUUCAGUGAUAACUCUGUCUGGUUUUCUUGCAUCUGUUUUCUGUAUUGUUAAUGGAUAAUCCCAUGUGAAUAAACUUCACCAUUCUCUA